GGUCGGUACGGCUACGCUAAAUCGAACGCGCCCACUGAUUCACUGCGAUGGUUACUGUUUACCUUAUCAAUUCUGUUAAAACUAUUAAUUUUCAGUAAUACAGUUAUACAGUAAAUCAAUUUCGCACGAAUUCUAAGAAUGUCAAACGUUAUGCAGGAUUCAGCGUUUACGAAACCAGUCAUCGACGUGCAAGACUACAAAAAUGAGCCACGCAACUACACCGCCGAAAUUCGGCAAAUGAUGCAUGGUUUUGGCGAUCACUCAGAGCCCUUAUUGGAAACAGCGAAAAUCAUCGAGGAGGUUGUGUUAAAUCAAAUGCGAGCUAUUGUUAAAAAGGCAUGCGAAGUUGCAGAUAUGCGGGAAAGUCAUUUUGUUUCCUCGGAGGACUUCUUAUUUCUCUUAAGGAAAGACAAAGUAAAAUUGCAACGAUUGGUCAAUUACCUCAAAUUGAAAGAAUUCAAAACAUCAAUGUAUAAAACGUUGGAUUCAGAUUUAGAUCCUUUUACAGAUAUAAGUAGAGAUGAUGAGACUUCAAAGACGCCAUUCAUGAAAUUUUUAAAUCACAUUGAUAAUACUGGAGAAUUGUUGAAUGACAAAAAUUUAGUUGAUCAUGUCAAACAUAGAAGAUCAAUGAGAAUAGAAUUAAUGACUAGAAAGAUGGACGAAGCAAGGUACUUGGAAUUUAGCAAAGCUAGAGCUGUUUCAUUUGCAAAUAAAAAUAGGCACAAGUUCAGUGACUGGGUUGGCUCAGCAGGUGAAUUUACAAUAACCAAAUCAGGCUACACAGUGUUAGGAUAUUUGGCAUACGAAACCGUUGCUCAAAUAGUUGAUCUUGCCUUCUUGGUUCGACAGGAUCAAAAUAAAAUUUAUGGAGAUUCCAUUGACAGAUUAAGACUUAGUUAUCCGAAUCCAAUCACAUACAAACCAUAUCAAUACCCUAAGCCAAUUAUGAUAAAACCAAUAACUCCAGCUGAAGUUAGUGAAGCACUGAGGCGAUAUUGGUCACCACAACUAGAAAUAACAGGACCUUUUCAUCGGUGGACGUUGAGAAAGCCACAUAUGAAGUUCUUGUCUUGUUAGAUACUGGAUUACAUUUAAGAUCCAUCACGAUAAGGAAACGUUGAAAUUGAAAUGCAAUUGGUUAUUAACUUCUAGAUAGAAUCAAUUGACGUAAUCAGUACUACCUGAACGGACAAAUUAUUAAUUUAUCAAGAGCUAUCUUUCAAAAUUAAGACACGACCUACGUGUUGUUUCAGCAUAGCAAUACAGUUACUGCUGCAUCCGUCGGAGGAAACGAUCUUUAAAUAGAUCAUUUCGCCGGCAAAUCACAGCGCUAUGAAACCUUUUACACGCGCACAGUAUUCGAUACUGAGCUGCAUACCAACAAUAGGUUUUUUUUGUAAAAAUGAUUGAAUCAGAUGGACAGUCAAAUCUUAUAGAAAAUAUAAAUUUUUGAUAUGUAUGCUAGCGUCAAAAUACUUUGUAAAAAAAUAAAAUACCAAAACAUUUCCAAUAUAUCAAUAAAUAAACACCAAUACCAUGAUAAAAUGUUCCCAAAAGUCUGAGAAUGUAUCUUAUGAUUUGUCUAUGUAGGAAUUAAAUGUUUGUUGGAUUUUUACAUAAAUUAUGUUGAAAAUAGUUUAAUAUGGUGGAGGUUUCCGUGUUAUUCAUCUUGUGACAUACUUAAUAUUAUUCACUAUUUCUUUACUGAUCGCACAUUCUUAACAUUUUUUUAGAUUCGAAAAAUGCAGAAAACCAAUUAAAUAAAUUCUCUAAAUCCAUCACUCUGGUUAAGCAAGAUAUUUUAGAUCCACUUGUUGUUUAUAAGACGAAUUCAACGGGGGAGUCAAUAUCAUCUUCUGAUGAAAGAAGUUCUACAGAUGAUUCUUUCGAUGUCUCGUUGAUGUACGACGAAGUUUUGGUUCCUUAUUGUAAAUUUUGCCUUAAAUUCGAAACUUCUGCGGACAGAAUGGAACAAAAAUGCUGCAAAAUGUGUAACUCAAAUUUCAUCCAUGUAUUCACAAUGUCACUGCUUCAUGAAGAAGACCCUUAACAGGACGUCGCAAAUCUCAACAACCUUCACGUCAAAUUAUAUUUUUGUCCAAAUUUCAAUCAUGUGACCUACGAGAUGUAUAAAAUGUUUAUCCUCAUGUUACUUGUGGUAAAAAUCAUUACGACUCGUGCGAUGAUGAUUAAUCUUUGUGGUUAAUGUGGAUUAUUUCUAUCAAAGUUCUUAAUUAAUUAUAACUAGAUAAGCGAGAGAGCUCAAGGUUUGAACUUGCACUAUGAUACCAAUUUUACUAAUAUGACAAAUUAGUAAUAGUAUAUUACGAUACAAGUAUGAGAAAGUAUAUUCUUGUCUUAUGUGGUAUUUACCUCCUAACGAAGUGAGAAAAAUCACACAAGACGAGAAUUUUUUUCCCUAAGAUGUAUCAUACGAUAUUUUUUUAUAUGACACGUGUAAAGUUCGAUUUUGAGUGCACGUUUGUGGUCCGUAAAUUUUGACCAAUGAAUCUGAAUCAAUUUUGAUUACGUAAUAAAUGUUUAUGAUCUACAUCAUAUUUCUCUGGAAGUAUCUUUAAUACGAAAUAAUGUAUAUGAAAUUUCAAUAAACUAUUAACCCUCAUGUUGAUUGUACUAUAUUACAUUUAAUAAAUAUAUUAAGUUAACUAUUAUUUUUCAUGCAGAAGAUAAGGAAGAAAGAAGAGAUCCAAUUUACCGUAUUGAAA
Messenger RNA from Phymastichus coffea, 2729 nucleotides. RefSeq names its product transcription initiation protein SPT3 homolog (gene Spt3). Gene Ontology annotation, biological process: transcription by RNA polymerase II. The transcript has 8 exons. Bases 139 to 1080 code for a protein of 313 amino acids. Gene Ontology annotation, molecular function: transcription coactivator activity; protein heterodimerization activity. The record is from RefSeq and is a predicted model, not a curated record. Lineage: Eukaryota; Metazoa; Arthropoda; Insecta; Hymenoptera; Eulophidae.